AUGGCCACACGUUACUUUCUCCUCGGAUUCGUGGCAUUCAUCGCGGCACCUACUCCGGCGGCAGCUACAAAUACACGCUUUCACCACUUUUUCCCUAUUUAUAACGAUUAUUUUAUAAAUAUUCGAAAUGAUCAAUGCGCAACUUUGUAUGCUUCGCAACAAGCGGCAACUUCACUUUACAGUACGACUUGCAUAGACUUACUCAGCUGUAUAUUGGCAAAUACAAGCGAAGCUGUCAAAGGAAACAUGGCAAGCGCAUCAGUGGCACUAGGUCUUAUGCCAACAAUUCUCACCUUUCUGGGCUCCUCUACAGCUGAGGUAGCACUCCUCUCGAGACGGAGGCCGUUACUUGCUGUCAUGAUAGCUUUGGGGUCACCCGCUGUGAACCCUCUUCCGACAUUUGUCUAUCCGAAUCCAGUGGCAGACUUGAAGGAACGAGAGGGCCGUUUGCUUUUAAACCACCUUUCAGCCCUGUCCAACUUCCGAGCUGCGAUUCUCAUACUUACCGAGUACCUCAUCGUCAUUGCUGCCAUAGUGAAUGUGACUACUGCCAGCUAUUAUACAGGACUCUGGACAAUCACCAAUAUCAGCUGUAGCACAACAUGGUAUCCAAUUGUCUGGGUAUUUGUUACGAUAUGCCUCCAUCUUAUGGGCAUGCUUUCUCUUGCUCUACGAGCAGAAACAAUAAGAGGCGCGGGAACAACUCGAAGUAUCAAAGCCCGGGUCACUGAGUGGAUACAGCACGAGUUCAAACCAUGCAUCACGCACGAAAAACUUGCCUUAAACUGGAAACAGGAGAAUAUAGCCUUUAUUUUCGUCUCGUGGUUAACCUCGAUCGCAACGGUAGUACAUCUUCUUUAUGGCACAAUUGCAUUUUCGUCUCUGGUAUUUAUAGGAUGGAUUGAUAGCACACAGAUUAUCGCAAGAUUUAUGGCCUCGGCCAUUAUUUGCCGUGCGGUCCUAAUGUUCGAGCUCGCAGGGAUGAGAAAUGCGUUAUUUACAUAA
Molecule: messenger RNA, 1005 nt
Organism: Penicillium canariense
Lineage: Eukaryota; Fungi; Ascomycota; Eurotiomycetes; Eurotiales; Aspergillaceae
Exons: 2
Coding region: 1-1005 (334 amino acids)
Source: RefSeq, a predicted model, not a curated record